Messenger RNA from Cricetulus griseus (Chinese hamster), 2420 nucleotides. The record is from RefSeq and is a predicted model, not a curated record. Lineage: Eukaryota; Metazoa; Chordata; Mammalia; Rodentia; Cricetidae.
UCUUAACUUUCACUUCUCUCCUGGCUCACCAGUGAGGAAAUCCUCACGAUACUUACUGUGGCCUCCAGUCUCUCCUCUCAACACAGUCGGGGUCUCUUGAUUGUCAUGUGAAGAUGUGAGACCAAUUUUAGAGGGCAGAGUUUGGAGGAAUUUCAAAGAAAACAUUCUUCCUUCUGGGAGAUCCUCCCUUGAUUUCUGCACAGAAUUCCUGCUGAUUUUCCCAUCAUUUCAGUACCACUUUGUAUCAUCCCCAAUAACACAAGUACCUGAACAGAAAUUUCAGUAGUCAGGACAGACAGACCCAGGGUCACAGCAACAAUGGCCUCAUCAGUCCUUGUGAAGAUCAAGGAGGAGGUGACCUGUCCUAUCUGCCUGGAGCUCCUGAGGGAACCUGUGAGUACAGAUUGUGACCACAGCUUCUGCCGAGCCUGCAUCACACUGAACUACCAGUCCAGCAAAGGCAAAGAAGAGGAGGGCAUCUGCCCUGUGUGCCAAGUUACUUACCUGUUUGGGAAUCUGAGACCUAAUCGACAAGUGGCUAACAUAGUGGAGAGAAUAACAGAGUUCAAGUCCAGCCCAGAGGAGGAGCAGAAGGUCAAUGUCUGUGCACAACAUGGAGAGAAACUCCAGCUCUUCUGUGAGAAGGACAUGGUGACCAUCUGCUGGCUUUGUCAGAGAUCUCAGGAUCACCGUGGUCACCAAACAGCUCUCAUUGAAGAGGUGUCCCAUAAGUACAAGGAGAAGCUGCAAAUAGCUCUGCAAUUACAGAUGGCAAAUGAGAAAAGCUGUGAUGAACGGAAAAAGUAUCUUCAAAAGGAGAGAAAUUACUGGGAGAACCAAAUACAGAGUGAUGUAGAAAAUGUUCAGAUGGAGUUUAAAGGACUUCGGGAAUUCUUGGACUCCAAAAAGAAGAGUGAGCUGCAGAAGCUGAUGAAAGAGAAGGAAGACGUUAUGAACAGCCUGGCAGAGUCUCAAAAUGAGCUGGAGAAGCAGAGAGAGGCAGUGAGAGACCUCAUCUCAGAUAUGGAGCAUCAGUUGGACUGCUCAACCUUGGAAAUGCUGCAGGGUGUGAAUUCUGUCCUAACAAGGAGUCAGACCUUAAGAGUGAAACUACCCAAAAUAAUCCCAAGAAAACAGAGAAGCAUCUUCCGAGCUCCAGAUAUGAAAGGCAUGCUGCAAGUGUUUCAAGGUCUCAUGGAUGCCCAACGCUACUGGGUUCAUGUGUUCCUGUGUCAAGUGCACAAUAAAAACAUUGUCAUUACCGUGGACAAAAGACAAAUACAACAUCAAAAUGAUUAUAGAAGAAAUUUGCAAGUUUCUGAGACCUAUGAUUUAGGUGUCCUUGGAUAUCCAGCUAUCCACUCAGGGAAGCAUUACUGGGAAGUAGAUGUGUCUAAAAGUGAUGCCUGGAUCCUGGGAUUAAAUGAUGGAAGAUGUGCUCAACCCAAACUUCAUUCAAUGAAUAAAAAGGGCAUCAAACAGAAUUUUGAAGUUAAACAGCAUACAAAUUAUCAACCUAAAUUUGCUAUUGGCUUUGGAUGCAAAUUAUAUUUUGAUGAUAAACAAUUUGGUUAUCUCCCUAAAUAUGAAGCUAAUGAUGAUUCUGAUGUUAAGCAGCAUAUAAAUUAUCAGCCUAAACAUGGCUACUGGGUUAUAGGGAUGACAAAUAGGUCUGUAUAUAAUGCCUUUGUAGAGUGUUCUGUCACCCACAACGCCAGUGUCUUGAUCCUCUCUCUGACUCAUCCUCCCAGUCGUGUUGGAGUUUUCCUGGACAGAGAAGCUUGCACUCUCUCAUUUUAUGAUGUCUCCAACCAUGGAGCUCUCAUCUAUAAAUUCUAUGAACCAUCCUUCCCUAAUGCAGUUUAUCCAUAUUUUAAUCCUAUGGAAUCAUCACAGCCAAUGACAGUCUGUGGGCCACCAUCCUAAACCCUCACCCAAGUCUGCACAGUGCCCUGAUGUUUGAUGGAUCACAUAAGCCAGUUACAAAUAAACUAGCCUGUUUCCUCCAAGAAGCAAGCUGCCUAGUGGCAAACUUCCUAGCUGUUUUUUAUUAAUACAUAUUCCCAGCCAUCCUACAUCCUAGCCUCUGUUCUUCCCUGGUUCCUAAGACCACCCAUGCACUCUGGAGUCUUAGGGCCACAGGACAGAUAUCAAACAGGUUUCACAUUUAUUUUUGAGAGGGUGAGUAUUGUGGUACUAUUUAGUUCUUAUCAACUAUGUUAAAUCCUAUGAUUUUCCAUUUAUAGUGGAUAAUAGUAAUGACAAUGAUACCAAUAAAUUUACCUUGUGCUGUAUUGUAAAAUGUAAACUAUAGGAUGUUUCUAGGAACUUAUGGCAUGUAAGUGUUAUCCACCAUGGUGUCUAUUUUUUCUCCUUGUAGCUGUGACUGUAAUAAAGGAUUAUUGAGAUUGAGUACCACA